GCAGAUAUUCGUGGUCCGGUGCUACUGUGAUUCCAGUUGUUUUCACAUCCCCGCACCAACAAAGAGAGUCAGAGCUACUGUCUCUUUCAUCUCAGAGUAAAUGUGGUGAGUGAUGCGCAACUAACGACCGACGCUCCUGUACAGCGAGGAGAGAAGAAGCAACAAAGAGCUGAAACACACCUUGCUCUCUAUAGGAGAAAUAAGAGGCACCCUGAAAAGCCACAGGCGGACCAGAGAAAACCCUAAAGAGCGAAAAUGGUGUCGGCUGGACUGGAGAUCCUGGGACUUUCCCUGUGCGUAAUUGGCUCGCUCCUGGUGAUGGUUUCAUGCGGGCUGCCCAUGUGGAAGGUGACGGCUUUCAUUGAAGCAAACAUCGUGGUGGCUCAAACGAUCUGGGACGGCUUGUGGAUGUCGUGUGUGGUGCAAAGCACGGGACAGAUGCAGUGUAAGGUGCACGACUCCGUCCUCGCCCUCACCCACGACCUGCAGGCAGCCAGAGCGCUUACUAUCAUCUCCUCUGUGAUGGGCGUGCUGGGGCUCAUGGUUGUCAUCGCGGGGGCGCAGUGUACCAACUGUAUCCGCGCUGAAUACGUCAAAGCCCGGGUGGUGAACGCCGGAGGGGUCAUCUACAUCAUCAGCGGUCUGUUCGUGUUGGUGCCGCUCUGCUGGAUGGCCAACAACAUCAUAUCGGACUUCUACAACCCGCAGGUGCCUGCAUCCAAAAAGAGGGAGAUCGGCGCUGCGCUCUACAUCGGCUGGGCAGCCUCAGCGUUGCUGCUGAUCGGAGGAGCGUUGCUGUGCUGCUCCUGUCCCUCCAGCGGGAACUCUGGAUACUCGGUAAAGUACGCACCGACCAAGAGAGCCACGCAGAAUGGGGACUAUGAUAAGAGGAAUUAUGUCUAGCUGUUUGGCCAACAGCAGACGGUGCGUAAAAGUGAUCUGCAGCUUUUGAAAAACUCUUUUGUUGACGGACGUUCUUUUUUUUUUGCACCUGCUGUUUUUGUUUUGUAGAGAUGUGAACUUUGAAAUCAUUGGAGGCACCUCUGCUGUAUUUUUACACUGGCACCCACUUCAAUGCGCUCGGACCACAAAUUUACACAUCCUUUUUUGUAUCCACAGGAGAUUAAAAUAAGACUAUCAACAACAAGAGGUAGCUGAAGACAAAGAGGAGUAUCUUUGUUAGGUACCUGCCUUUGUAAGUCUUCGAAAAUAUCAUUAGCAUUUUGAGUUGUUUACUGUUGUAACUGCAAAGUUUAUCUUCUCGAGAGGAACUCUGCCAGCGAAUAUACACUCUGUUCUUUUUGCGUUGAUGUGUAUUGUCAGCACAGACUUGUACAGUAACUGAGAAUGAUUGCACUCCCACAAAGAACCAUUUCCUUUAAUGGAACUACGCCGACAUGUUGAGGACUCCAACAAUGUCCAACAGCAAUAAAAUAGAGAGAGGAAGAAGCGUGUAGACAUGUGAAAGCCCUUAUAAAUUUCGAACAGGACUUUGUGUAUUGUUCCCCAGUUAAUGCCGAAGACUUUUUGAGGAGAGGUUUGCAGUCUACGUGGACAUGCAGACCCAGGAAUCCUAAAUGAACAGCUCCCACCAUGAAAAGUAUCAGUCCAGAACUUGGCUGCACUAAACACCUGCGACGUUUUUUCAUCAUUGUCACGGCAGGAAAUCCUUUCUUUUCAAAACAUUUUCGGAAUAAACGUUUUUCUCUGUUGGUUUGUUGAUGUAAUGAUUCAUUAUUUGUGUUUAUGAAGAUGCAAUAUUGUUUCGUUUUAUUAAGAUUAAACUGAGUAUAUUGUCUAAAAUCUUUAGAAAA
Xyrichtys novacula (pearly razorfish) is the source of this 1814-nucleotide messenger RNA. The record is from the annotation of a GenBank genome assembly. Lineage: Eukaryota; Metazoa; Chordata; Actinopteri; Labriformes; Labridae.